Molecule: messenger RNA, 1410 nt
Organism: Cryptosporidium muris RN66
Lineage: Eukaryota; Apicomplexa; Conoidasida; Eucoccidiorida; Cryptosporidiidae
Product: sucrose-6F-phosphate phosphohydrolase family protein
Exons: 3
Coding region: 1-1410 (469 amino acids)
Source: RefSeq, a predicted model, not a curated record
AUGGUAAAUAUCAAGCUAUUUUAUUACUCUGGAUGGGAUAAAGUUUUAUUAUAUCAUGAGUCACAAAAUAAUAUUGAAAAUAAAAUAUGGGAAGAAAGGCCUUUAAAAAAAGUAGAAAAUUGGAUAAAUUGGCAUUAUAUAGAAAUAGAAUUGAUAAGGACCCAUAUGGAGUUUGUCAUGACAAAUGAUUUAAAAUCUGAAUGGGAUAAUCCUCCAAGGUGGGAAAAUCGUAAAAAUUAUAUUAUAUAUGCUGAUAAUAAUUUGCAGAAUAUGAAAAUUUGUUUAAAAGAUGGAAUACUAAGUAUUAUUGAAGAUACUCCUCCAAUAGUUCUUAUUACUGAUUUAGAUGGAACAUUGUUAGGAAGUGAUAAAUAUUUAGAAAUAUUUCAAGAUUUUUGGAUACGUCAACAUGCUUUUAAAGGAUCAAUUUUAAUAUAUUCUACUGGAAGGAAUUUAAAAGAUUUUCUUAAAGUAUCGAAAGAAAAAAGUUUAAUUAGGCCAGAUUAUGCAAUAUGUGGAGUUGGAACUGAAAUAUAUACAUUUCCUGGGAUUCCUAUGAAAAUUUCUGAUUUAACUAAGAGUUUAAAAGAAAGAAUAAAUGAUAAUGAACUUUCAAAUUUAAAUAAUUUUUUAAAAUAUCAAGAUGAAGGAUUAGAAAUUUGUAAUUUAUCACUUGAUAAUGAAAAUAAUACAAAAUAUUAUAAAGAUUUAGAUAUAAUUAAUAGUUUCCCCAUUUGGUGUCCUAAUCGAUUAUAUGCAAGACCAUUGGAAAGUUGGUUUGAUAUAAUAAGUUGUGAAUUUAAUCAUGAAUUAGUUAAAUGUAAUAUUUGUAAUAUACUUAACUUAGAAAAUAUAGAAUAUUACAUAAAUGGCAACAAAUUUCAUGAUCCCUUCCGUCUAUCUAUUUCUAUAUGUAGUGACGACAUAAUAUCAAUAAUAGAUAAAAUUCAGAUAAAUAACAAGAAUUAUAAAUAUGCAAUUAGUGGAAUAGGUAAAUGGAGAUAUCUAGAUAUCCUCCCAUUAUUAGGAGGUAAAGAUAAUUCUGUGAUGUUUUUAUAUGAUAAAUAUAUAAAAAAUAAAAUAACAAUAGAUAAAUUUCUUGUAUGUGGAGAUUCUGGGAAUGAUGCCCAUAUGUUUUCUAUUCCCAAUGUAAAGACAUGUUGUGUAAAUAAUGCACAACAAGAUUUAAAAGAUUAUUUAGUACAUGGGGAUAAUAUAAAAAGUGAUUUAGUAGAUACUUUAGAUAAUGCUAAAGUCACUUCUCAGGGUUUAUUACUUAUAAAGAUUAUGGAAAAGCAGGAUAUUCAACCUCCAUCUAAUGUUUACGUAUCAACUUUAUCAUAUGCAGCAGGUAUUGGGCAAGCUUUAAUGUAUUAUGGAUUUAAUAAAAAUAUCCCAAUUUUCACUUAG